Messenger RNA from Asparagus officinalis (garden asparagus), 1212 nucleotides. RefSeq lists its product as uncharacterized. The coding region runs from base 1 to 1212 and encodes 403 amino acids. The transcript is spliced from 2 exons. NCBI's taxonomy places the organism in Eukaryota, Viridiplantae, Streptophyta, Magnoliopsida, Asparagales, Asparagaceae. The record is from RefSeq and is a predicted model, not a curated record. Gene Ontology annotation, biological process: regulation of DNA-templated transcription.
AUGAAUUCUGGAGAUUACAACUCCAUAAAUCUUGAUGAAGUUGAAUUCGUCAUCGACGAAACACAAAGUGAUCCAUUCCAGGAUCAUAGUUCAUAUGUAGAGUUUGAAGACAUUUCAACCGAUUUCGGUAAUCCGGAAGGAGGUUUUGCUAGUAGAGAGGACAUGGAUGCUCAUGUAAGAUAUGUUGCUGGCUUGAGGAACGUUACUUUGGCAAUUCGUGAUUCGAAGGGAAAAGACGGCCGACGGCCCAAAGUUCGAUAUUUAUGUAGCCAAGGUGGCGGAUACAGACCAAAAAAGGUUACUGGAACUAGGUCCACUAAAACGACAAAAAAUAAUUGUCCAUUUUGGUUGGACGGAAUGGAGCACCCUGGAGGGCGCUGGUACUUUGAAGUCCGGGAGGGGAGACACAACCAUCCGUUCCUGUCUCAUGCUGUGGGAUCUCGUUUAGGUAAAAUAUCCCCUAUUCAACUUGAAGUUAUUAGGGAGCAAGAGAAUUUUAAUUUAAGCCCGAGUAAUAUGUUGGCGUCCAUGAAAAGGGCUGAUCCGGAGAACAAAUCGUGUCAGAAACAAGUUUACAAUGCUGUCAGUAAGGUGCGUGCCCAGAAAAGAGAAGGUCGGACCCCGAUGAAUAAUUUCAUCCAUUUACUCAGGCAAUUGAACUACAUGUACGACGUUCGGACUGCUGAUGAAUCUUCCGAACUUGGAGAUAUUGUUUUCUGCCACCCGGCUUCUUUUGUGAUGGUGAAUGCAUAUCCGGAAGUCAUGAUGAUUGAUUGUACGUACAACACCAAUGAGUAUGACAUACCUCUACUAGAAGUGGUCGGUGCAACAAGUACGGACAAAACGUUCACUAUCGCCUACGCAUUCAUGCGAAAUGAGAGACAAGAAAACUACAGGUUUGUGUUACAGUUUAUCCGUACUUUGUUCGUUAGCCAAGUGACACCUAAUGUCAUUGUAACCGACCGAGAUUACGCCUUGAUGCAUGCUGUCGAGUAUGUUUUCCAGGAAUCCAGGCAUCAUUUGUGUCGCCGUCACAUUGAGCAAUGCGUGCUACAACGAGCACUGCAGCAACCUGGUUUUUUAAAAGAGGCGGCAGAAGGAUUUAAAUUUCGUUGGAAUUGGGCGAUAAGUGCACCGACCAUAGAUGACUUUAAUGAUAGAUGGGUACGUCUGGCAGCACAUUACUCGAAUUGGGGAGCAUUGCUGCAUUGA